CGAGUCGCGCCGCGCAACAAGACCAACAAAGAGAUAAAACAGAACGAUCUCGAGCGACUCUAAGAACCACUGCCGGUCUCUUGAGCUUCACUUCAUUUGCGCGAAUUGCUAAUAUACUACCUUCUUUUCCGAAUUGCCCCCAUACUCCGCCCAGCGAAAAUGCCUACCAUGUGGUUAUCAGAUUCGCAAAAAAUUGGAGUCGCCUUUUGCUCCGGCGGCGGCUUCUUCCUCGUAGCAGGCGUCCUCCUUUUCUUCGACCGCGCCAUGCUCGCAAUGGGCAACAUCCUCUUCCUGAUCGGGCUCACCAUCAUCAUCGGCCCGCAAAAGACGGCCCUCUUCUUCGCGCGCAAGCAGAAGCUCAAGGGCACCGCCGCCUUCUUCGGCGGGCUCGCCCUCAUCCUGCUCCGAUGGCCGCUGACGGGCUUCCUGGUCGAGCUGUACGGCAUCAUGGUGCUGUUUGGCGACUUCCUGGGCACCAUCGCCGGCUUCGCCCGCAAUCUGCCCGUCGUCGGGCCCUACAUCGGCCUGGCCGUCGACCGGAUCGGACUGGGCGAGCGCAGGAACGCCGAUCUGCCUGUUUAAAGGAGAAGCAUAGAAGGAACGUGUGAGGAGGCGCCGGGGAAAAAGGGGAAAAAAAAAAGAGGGGGCGAGCUGAGCAGUUCUAAGAGGAGAUGCGAUAAGCUGGCAACCAAAGGCGGUUGCUGUCGCUGUCCUUUUGAUGCCUGGGCGGGAUAUAAUAACCAUAUAUGUAACACGAGGGCGGCAGAAGACGUGCUCGCGUUUAGGGAUCCCCGGAGGCGAAGGGUGAUGAUGAUGAUGAGCAACCCCGCCCGGAGCUGAGAGGAAAAAGGGGAAGAUUUUGGAUGAUGCUUUACGGGUCACUGGCCGGUUCCUCGUCGGAAGGAGCAUGAUGACGGCGUUCUGGGAGACGUUACAAUAAUGCUAUUUUUUUAAUGAGGAGGGAGUUCUGGUUCCUGGCAAAAGCUCUGUACUCUA
This is a messenger RNA of Thermothelomyces thermophilus ATCC 42464, 996 nucleotides long. RefSeq lists its product as uncharacterized. Lineage: Eukaryota; Fungi; Ascomycota; Sordariomycetes; Sordariales; Chaetomiaceae. Gene Ontology annotation, biological process: retrograde transport, endosome to Golgi; endoplasmic reticulum to Golgi vesicle-mediated transport. Gene Ontology annotation, cellular component: Golgi cis cisterna; Golgi membrane; COPII-coated ER to Golgi transport vesicle. Bases 160 to 582 code for a protein of 140 amino acids. The transcript has 4 exons. The record is from RefSeq and is a predicted model, not a curated record.